This is a messenger RNA of Leptosia nina, 8604 nucleotides long. Lineage: Eukaryota; Metazoa; Arthropoda; Insecta; Lepidoptera; Pieridae. The record is from the annotation of a GenBank genome assembly.
AUGUCUGAUAAUAAAAACAUCGACAGUGGUACUACUGCAAAGGAUCAGGCUGAUGUCGAUUCCAAUUUAGCAGUGACUCGAAGUGAUGUGGCCAGUGUGACAAGUAGAAGUAGUGUGAAAAACGUCAAGACAACAACAGCAGAAAGACAAAUAAAAUUCGAAAGAGCUCAAAAGUGUCUAGAAAAUGCUGCCCUUGUAUCCAAAAGGAUCAAAGAGCACAGAAAAGCUACAGCUGAGUUAUUGGGUCGACCUUUUGAAGAUGAUGUUACAGACAGCCAAUCAGAAUUGGCAUCCGCCGUAAGUGAAAAGACUGGAUACUCUGUUGCUAUAGACACAUCAACAACUUUAUCUGUCCAAGAUGCUCUUAACAUUCCAGGUAUAAGUGAAAGUUUAGCAAACACUUUAAAACAAAAGGAAAUCUUAAUGGAAAGAAUUAAGCAAUAUAAAGAAAUAAGCAAGAGGCCAAUUAAAACAUCACCCCUUAUAAAGAAAGAAGUUGAGAGUGCAGAAGCAAGAAAGAGUUCUGACAAUACUGAAGUUUUUAAAUUAACGAAUAUUGUAAAGGAAAAAGAAAAUGCUUUAAGCAUCAUGCAAGUUAAAAUUAAGGCAAUGGAGGCUACAAUAAUGGACUUACAAGAAAAAAUUCAUGAAAAAGACCAAAUAAUUGAAGCAAAGAAUAAAGCUACAACUAUAAUAUCCGAUAACUUAACAAAAAAAGAGAAAGACACGUUAGACUUGCUAAAAGAUACAAAAGAACAAAUGACCAAAAUGCAAAACAAUUUUAUCGCCAUGGAAAGUGAGUGGAAAGAAGAAAAGUGUAAACUAUUAGAGGAAAUAAAUAUUAAAGAUGAAAAAAUAAAGAGCCUCCAUGAAGCUAAUACGAUACUAGAAAACUCGCGCUUUGAAAUCAGCAUUGCUAAUUCAAAGUUAGUAGAAGAACUAGAAUUGAAAAACAGGGAAAUAAUAAAGUUACAAGAAAAACUAUCUGAUUUAAGCAAAACAUCACAUAUUAUUAAACCUGAAGAGCCAAUAGAAGAAGAAAAAGGUUCUAAGGAAAUUCUGGAUAUGACAGAAUUGACUAAAAAGAUUGAAAUAUUAGAACAACUAAACUUCCAAAUUCGGCAAACUAAUAAAGAGCUUGAAAAUCAGCUUUCUGCUUUAAACAAAGAAACAAAACCCGGUCCAUCUAUCUCUCCAAUGAAAAAAGGAAGCCCUUUGCCGUCGAGAAAAGGGAGAAAUACUGCGUCAAAAAUGAAAUCGCCUUGGAGUAAGUUGUCGGCAGAAGCUCUGAAUCAAGAAACUGAAAAGAAAGUAGUUAAAACUGAGACAACCAAAUCAGAAAUGAUCUUGCAAGCUCUUAACAAAGACAUCUUAGACAAGGAAUAUGUAAUAUCACAAAAAGAAGAUCUUAUUAGUGAAUUACAAUUAAGUAAUAAUGAAAAAGAAAGUCUUAUUAAUAAACUUAAAGAUCAAAUUCUAUCUCAAAAAGAAAAUAAAGUUGGUACAGUAGAUGUCGGCUUAUGUACCGAGACAAUUACAGAAAGAAGUGAAAAGUCAGACAACAUAGACUCACAUGAUGAAUUAAAGGAUGUGCAUGAUUUGGAAGUAAAACUAAAGGAAGCCCAAGAGCAAAUUGUAUUACUCAACGAAGAAAUUGAAUCUGCAAAUAAAAAUAUGAUUAAAGUCAAAUCUAACUCCAAGUUAAAAUUAAAACAAAUGCAAAAAACAAUUGAUAAUUUAAGUAAAGUUUCUGACACAAAUGCAGAGAUGGUGCGACUGAAUGAAGAAAUACAUCAAUUAUCGCAAAAAGUUGCAGAAUUAGAAGAGGAAAAAGGAAACCUUCAGUUACACUUAGUGGAUUAUGAUAGCGGAAGAUUAACAGACACAGACAUCUAUAAGAAAAUGUUGGAGAUGGAAAACAUAGCAGAAGCUAGAUUAAAGUCCAUUAGUUUGUUAGAAACACAAAAAUUUGACUUGGUACAAGAAUUGCAUAAUCUUCAACAAAAGAAUGCAGAGAUGGAAGAUAGACUAGCGGAUAUAACACAACUGCAAAAUGAACAAGUUUGUUCAGAAAUAAAGUCCGUCCAAUUAGAAGAACAAAUAGAUCAGUUAACUGCUUCAAAAAAAGAAUUAGAACUUGUCAUAGAAAACUUGAAGCUUGACAAAGAGCAAGUAGAACGCAAUAUUAAUACAAUACUAAAUGAAAAAGAAGAACUGGUACAGAAACUAGAACAUUAUGUUCAAGAAAAUAUGGACUUAAAUGACAAGCUUGAAAAAUUAAGUGCUGAAAAAGUAAGUUCAGCAGAGUCAAUUGAGAUUGUGGAAUCAUUAACCACUCAGGAAAAAAUGGAAAUUGAAAAGUAUAAUAAAAGUAUUGAAGGGGAAAAGGCAGACGAUAACACCUCUGACAGCAACGGGGCUUCAAGCUCUCCAGAAAACAUUAGUAUAUCUAAAAUUCUUCAUGAAAAUGCAGAACUAAAAAGCAAAAUUGAAUUGUUUUCACAAGAAAGGCAAGAAGUUAUGGAAAAAAUGAAUAAAAUUUGUAUAGAAAAUAAUAAAAUAAGUGAAAAUAUUGAAGACUUGGAAAAUGAAAAACGACAUCUACAGAUUGAAAUUGAAAAAUUAAACGAAGAAAAAAUUACAAUGUCAAACCUACAUCAAGAACUACUUUCACAAAUAGAUGAAUUAAAAAAUGAACGAGUAGAAAUAAUAAAAGAGGCAGCCGAUAUAAAACCAUUGACGUCGGACGAUUUAGUAGACAGUCCUUCCACUGAAGGCCAUCAAGAAGAUAAAAGUGUUAAUGACAAGUCAUCAAAAGGUGCCAAAACUGUAAAACAACUUACUAAAGAGAUACUUAAAUUGAAAAAUAUUAUUAAAGAGAGGGAGGAUGAAAUUGGAGAUUGUCAGAUGAAGAUACUUUCUCUUGAGGAACAGCAACAAAAACAAAAAGAAAUUAUAAAAACUAAUACAGAUUAUGAAACAAAAAUUUCGCAACUUUCUGAAGAAAACAAAAAGCUAAAAACUGAAAAUGAUUCGUUUGCCAAUGACAAAACUGAACAAAUUAAAUUCAAAGAAACAAUAGAAAAUCUACACCACGAAAUGCAGCGCGUUAAAAAUGAAUACAAUUCGGCGUUGCAUAGCCGUGAUACAAAAAUUCAGGAAUUAGAACAUUUGUUAGUCGAAUAUGAGAAACAAAUAUUUAGUUAUGGCAAUUCAUUACAGCAAAAGGAUAAAGAUUUAAAUGACUAUAUCAAUCAAGUCACUAAACUUAAUGAUAUUUCUCAAAAGCUAAAAUUAAGAGUUGAAGCUUUAGAAGAAGAAAAGGCCAAAGAUCAAAAUGUGGAGGUAAUAAAAUCUUUAAAUAAACAAAUCGCACUUUACCAAAAUGCAUUGGCCGAUUGUGAAGAUAAAUUGAGGACACUCGAAGAAGAAAAAUCUCAAUUAUCGUCUGUGAAAACAAAGUUAGAAAACAAAAAUUUAAUGCUCGAGACUGAUGUCACAAAGCUAAAAGAAACACUAAAUGAAAAUCAAAAAAAUGUCGAAGAGCUAAGACGACAAAUCCAGAAACAAAAAGAAGAUUUUUCAGAAAUCUUAUCACAAAGUAAGGAACGUGAUGAAGAAAUACAUGAAAUAAAAUUACAAUUACGAAAGGAGUCGAUUGAAAAUGAAAAACUAAGAACCAUGAUUCAGCAAAAAGAACAGGAAAACGCUGAAAUGUCACAGCAAUACGAUGACAUGCAGAAAAAAUUUGACGCCAUCAAUACUGAUCAAAACUCGCAAAGUGAGCUUUGCACUACUUUAGAAAAUAAAAAUAAGGAAUUAUUAGAAAAACUUAAAAAAUUUGCUUUGUCUAUUAAAAAAAAGUCUGCUAUGUACUCUGAUCUAGAGAAUCAGCUUAAAGAUUUACAAAAACAAUUUGAAUUGAAAUCUGAACAAUAUGAACAGGCAUUGAUACAAGUAGAAACAAUUCCAGCAUUGCAGGAAAAAUUAAAACAUGCAAAUGAAGAAAUUGAUAGACUUACAACAGAAAAAAACCAAUCCGAAGUAAAAUAUAUGGAUUGCCAAAGAGAAUUUAUCUCUUUACAAAGUAAACAUAGUGAUAGCCAGGAAGAAACAUCAAAAUUAAUUGAGUUCUUGAACUCGGAGAUCAAGCGUAGCCAAGAAGAGAGCGUUCAACUGAAAUCUUAUAUCGAUAGUCUCAAUAACAAAAUUGUAGAAUAUGAAAUAGAGCAGAAAAAUAAUACUAAUCUUUUGACUAAAAUUUCAUGUCUUGAAGUAGAUAUAAAUCAAAAGCAAGCGCAAAUUAUACAUUUAACGAAUGAAUUACAAAAUCAAGAACAAAACUUAAAUCGAUUACAAUUUGGUCAUGACGCUAAGGUUCAAGAGCGUGAUAUGUAUAUUGAAAACUUGCAGAUUGAAAUGGAAAAAUACAAAAGCCGUAUAGAUCGAUUACAAGAAACUAUAUCCGUUAUGGAGAAUAGAAGACAAUCUUUAGAAAGAAAAGCAGACCAAUUAGAUGUUCAAUUACUAGAAAAACAAAAGUCUUAUAGUGAGUACACAACUCAAGAAGAUGAACUCGUGACACGUUUGGCUGUUCUAAUGGAUCAUGAUAGGGUUUUAGAAAAACAACUUCAAGAAAUCGAAAAGGAUAACAAAGAAUUGCAGAAUAAAGUACAGAAUUUGACCGAAGAGCUACUUACUAUACAAAAUUCUUAUUCCAAUCUACAACAACAUUGCAGUAUUUUAGAAAACAAAUCUUCUAAAGUAGAAGCGUUAGAGAUAGAAAAUAGUUCAUAUAGCUCUAAAGUUGAAGGCCUAGAAAAUGAAUUAAGGAAACUUACUUUGGAACAUCAGCAUAUUUUAGCCCAAAGGACAGUAGAUAUUGAGGAUAUUGAGGCAGAGUUUAACACUCAGAUUGAAUAUGCUAUUAAGGAGAAGAAAGUGAUUAACGAAAAAUAUGAAAAGCUGAAGGAGUAUGUGGAUAGGUUAGAGAAUGACAUCCAAGAGUAUAGAAACACAAUAGAAAAUCUUCACAUUAACAUUAAUGAACUAUCAAGCCAAAACAAAAAAUUGAAUGAAAAAUCAAUAGUGGAAAGUCCUGUAACUCCAGAUUAUACAGAUCAGUAUAUUACUGAAAUUAAUAGACUAAAUGCUGUUAUUAAUAGCAAGAAUAACCAAAUAGAUGAGUACAAAAGCAAUAUUAAUACAUUAGAACAAGAGUUGAAUUCAUUGCGAUCUAGCGUAGAAAGUAAAAUAGAUGAGAUAUCGAUGAAACUUAUGCAAAGUGAACAACAAUUGGACAAUUUGCUUAAAGAAAACGAAGGUCUGAAAUCAAAGAACCUCGAAUUAAAUGACUUAGUAUGUCAAAGAGAAGACCAAAUUAAACAACUUCUGGAAAAUAAAAAGGUUGUGUUUGAAAUGAAUAUACCAAAGACAGAAGGAAUGACUAUAUCGUCAACGAUUGAAGAGUUGAGUGAUGAACAGAAAUCUUUGUCAGCAUUACAGUCACAAAUUCUUUCUGACACAGAAAUAUCCAAUCAGGAAAUUAUGGUUAAAAAGGAAACAAUUAACGUGGAAAGAUCACUAGAUACGGCUCAGUCAUCUCAUAGUUCAGUUGAACCCUUAAUCGUGCCCAAGAAAGCAUAUUUGUGUUCUAAUGAAGAGCAUAGUGACAUAAAGGAUCCAUUCAACUCCGACGAAGGUUGGGGUUUCGGAGACAGCGAAGAAACUUAUGACGUAACACCUGGAAUUACACAGUUAAGUCAAGAAAUAGAAAAACUUAAGAGUACUAAUGAAAAUUUGAAAAAAGACCUCGAUAGUUCUAAUGGGAAAUUGAUUAAAGCGUUGAAAAAAUUAAAGGAGUUGAAAAACGCCAAUGAUAUGUUGGCAAAUGAAUUGAAAAUUUCUAAACAGAUAGCUAAUACUUCUAUGUUAGACAUGGCUAUAGAAAGCGAAUUAUCUAGCAAUCUUGAGAUACUGGAGAAAAAGGUUCAAGAGCUAAACGAAACUCUUAAAAAAGAGAAGAGAGAUAAGGAAACGCUCAGUAAACAAAAUGAGAUUCUGAAAAGCGCAAAUGAAAAAUUAAUAGAAAUGAAAGAAAAGAUGGAUAACGAAAUAGAGUUAUGGAAAUAUAAUUUCAAGCAAGCGAAUGAUAAAAUAUCUUUAUCUAACCAGCCUUCUCAAAUUGAAAUUUCGCAUGUGAACCGAGCGCACUCUGAAAUGACUACUUUAACUAGAAAGGGUGAUAUUAAACUGGAAGAAGAAGUAACUAAACUCGAAAAUGAGAACGAGGAAUUACAAAAUCUUGUUGAUUCUUUAAGUUGCAGCAAUAAAGAACUAACAGAUAAGGUUCACGUAUUAACUAGUGAAAUAAAUAUUCUCACUCAGAAAUCUUUAGAUUUGGAUAGAAGUAAAUCUUUAAAAUCUGAGCUAGAUGAUUUAAAAAUCACUCAUAACCAUUUAAAUAAUAACUAUGAAAAACUAAAAGCUGAAGUUUGUGAUUUACAGAAACAAUCCUCAGAACUUCUAGAAAACAAUCAAUAUUUAAAAUCGUCGUUGGAAUCUCAACAAAUAUCACAUGAAAGUGAUAAAAAGUAUAUAAUUGAAAACUCAGCAUUAGUAAGUGAAAUACAAACACUUAAAGUUGAAAAAGAAGAAAUCUAUCAUCAAAUUAAUUCUUUAAAGAGUUCUCUCGAAAAUGCCGAAUCAUUGUUACAACAAGAAAAGCAGAAUGUAAUAGAGAACAACCAAAACGCAAUAGCAAAACAAUACGAAGAUAUUCAGACAGAAUGUGAAAAUCUAAAAAUUCAGAUAAACAAGGCCAAUGAAACAAUUAAUGAUAUCACAAUGGAAAAGUCUUCAUUGUUAGAAAAACACCAAGAUCAAAUUAAUGAUUUAGAAUCAAAAAUUGAUAAGUUGAACUUAGAAAACGACCAGCUUUUGUCAACUGUUACAGAAUUGCGGUCUUCGGUGUCAAGUGCCAUGGAUCAGCGUGGUUUUGAAAUCGCAGAAUUAUGGAAACAGCAUUUGGCACAAAGAGAAAGUGAAUUCCAAUCUAUUGAACAGGAUCUUAGAAUGCAACUAAAUGCUUCUGAAAGUAAAUAUGAACAGUUUCUUGAAAGUGUGCAAUCAUCCACUCAGGAAGACACAAAUAAAAUAUUAAUAUUAGAACAGGUAACUUCGCUUCAAAACAAACUGCAAGAUAAAGAAGAAUAUUUAAAUACUUUACAAGAAAAAUAUGCAGAUGUCAUACAUCAACUAGAUUUAUUGCGGUCAGAGAUGGAAGACGAAAAACUGUUACAUGAGAAUAAAUUACUGGUUCAACAAGAAGAAUACGAAAAAUCUAUUAAAGAUUUGCGUAGUGAGAUGCAAAAACAUAUAGAUGAAAAUGAAUCUAUUGCCACGCUUCAGACAGAGCUUAUCGCGACCAAAUCUGUAAACGAAAGCUUAAACCAACGUAUCGAAGAAAUCUCCAAAAACUAUGAACUUAAGAUAUCUGAUUUAUCAAAAAUAAUUCAACAAAAGGACAGUGAGAUAUUUCAAAAAACACAUGAUUAUACUAUUAUGCUUGCCGACAGGAAUAAUGAGUUUGAAGGUGUUAGAAAACAAUUUUUGGAGUAUGAAAAGAGAGUUGAGGAUUUAACUUAUGAAAAAGAAGCCGAACUGGCUAUUCUCAGGCUUAAGAUGCAUGAAAACAGUGAACAUUACCAAAAAGGACACACAGAGUUAGAGGCAGAAAAGCUAAGAUUAUCACAAGCGUUGAAUGAAAAGAUUGUCGAAUGCACUAAUCUUAAUAGGCAAAUCACUGACUUGAAUAGAGUACUUGAAGAAUACGCGAACAGAGCCGCGGAAACCCAAAUCGUUUUGGAAAGUCAAGAGUUGGAGAUAGUAACGCUUAAAGACGAAAUUGAAAGUAUGAAAACAGCGAUGCGCGCUGCCACUACAAGGAUUGAGAAACACGUAACUUUCGCCUCUGAUACUAAAACUGGUUCCGGAGACCCUACAGAGGGUAUAGUGAAUAAGGAAUUAUUGGAUGCUGUACCGAGAGCAGAGUUAGACCUAGCUUUGUACAUGCUGCAUCAGAGGGACGUGCGCUGUGAGGAACUGACGAUGGAAUUAACGCAGCUGUUAGAGGAGAGGGAUACUUUGCAGUUACGAUUGUCGGAUAGCCUUCGAUCGUAUGAAGAACUCAAAAUGCGGUACAGCUCAGUGGGCCUUGAUGUCUCGAGUUCGAGCCAAGAUACAAUAUCGGAGCUUCCGAGCUUCAGCGUAGAGAAAGAAUCGCAAUUUGUAGAUACGCAUCGUACGCCGGCGUCGAGGAGUAGCAGCAUAAGUGAGACAGACGGAGAGAAACCUAAAUUGCAAGCUAAGUUGUCCGAGUUGCGUAGCGUUAAGCACAGUCGAGACGUGCGUCUGCGCCACGAAAGCGAGCAACGUCAAAUGGGCAUGAGACUCCUUCAGCGAGACGUGGCCAACCUGCCCCCAGAGGCUGUUGAACAGCUCAAUCAAGCACAUCACACGCUCUCUCGCGAUUCCCAAAGCACGCCCACUGUACUCCUGAACUGGCUUCGUGGAAAGAGCACUCCUAAAGUUGUCCAUAUGUAA